AUGCGCAGUGAGUUUUCUAUAUUUUUACUAAUACUGCUGUGUAGUCUUCGAGGACUCUGUGGUGAAGAAGACGUGUCAAGCUCUCCAUCUGCGCCAAAGGCGUCUGAAGCACCUCGCUCGAUCAAUGUUAUCACAUACGAGAAGGAGGCGCUCAUCUCCGGCACUCGGAUUGAAAACAUAGAAGGAGAAGAAAAUGCUUUCUUAGGAUAUACGAAUCGUGGGGCAAGUAUUGUAUUGCCAGAUCACGUAGUGCGUGUAGUAUUGUUUGGAAUUUGGCUUGAAGAACUUCAAACGGUUGCUUUCACAACUACGGAAAAUUGUUCAGCAGCACCUCUUGUUUUUGAGCAAGUGGAUUUCACUUCACAGUCGGACAAGCGUGUAGUACUGAUUGCGAGCUUUCCUGAUGUUCCUCUUGGCGAGUUUUACCGUUUGUGCAUAAAAUCACGUCCUAAGUACAAUCGUUUUCCGGCGGAAUAUGUGCAGGUGAGCUUUUCAAGAGAAUGA
Molecule: messenger RNA, 504 nt
Organism: Cooperia oncophora
Lineage: Eukaryota; Metazoa; Nematoda; Chromadorea; Rhabditida; Trichostrongylidae
Source: the annotation of a GenBank genome assembly